ACUCAAUGACAUUAACUCUUCCGGAGGAGAUUGUUUACAUUUUUCAUCCCUUUUGCAGAAAUGUAUAAGAAACCAUUUCCCCUACAAUGUGACUGAGGUGUAGCCAACUGAUUGGGAGGCAUCUACAGUAGACUAUCAAGAUGUAUUCUGAGUGGGCCUCGCUUCAGGAGGAGAUCCAGUGUGACAAGGGCAACCAGUCUGUGCUCCACAAGUUCCCGGCUCAAGUAGGGCGAGAUGUGGCCUGCAGUGUGGUCCGCCAUAUAUCAGGGAACCUCAGCAUCGCUGCUGCCAACGAUGAACCCAGCAGUCUGCAGGAUGACAAGGACAUCAAGUGGACCAUGGAGGUUCUGUGCUAUGGCCUGGGUCUGCCUCUCAAUGAACAUGACACCAUCAAUGACUGUGUGAAGGUGUAUUGUGAGUGGCUCACUGCACUGAUUGUACCCCGACCCUGCGUGCCACGCCCCAUCGUUGAUGACCCCAACCCCUACGCACAGGACAUGCUACAUCAUCUACUGAAUCUCUUCAAGCCACGGCCAGCAGCUGGUGUUGACUUAGUCAAGAGACAGGCCCUGCUGUGUCACCGGGUGCUCCGGGCAAUCGAGGGCGUGGCCAAGGAGUCCAACAUCCUGACCCGUGCCACCUGGGAGGCCUUGCUGAAGUUCCUGCUGGCCGCCAAUGACAGCCUGUUGUCUCCUCCCACAGAGAAAGACGACACAGGACUUAGUUCAUAUGAUAUCGGGGAUCACCUGUGUGAGAGGGUACUCAGUGUGCUGUUUGGGAUCUGGAUGCUGGCAUGUUCCAAGUGCUUCCCGUCUCCGUCGCUGUGGAAGACAUUUCGCAACAUGUGCCAGUUCUGGCGCCACCAUGAAGCCUUGGUGAUACAGUGGCACAAGAUCAACCACGCCCUCACCUCCAGGAUCAUACGGAUGAUGUAUGGCCCUGACUACCCGGAGCUGCUUGUUGGCGAGGAGGAUAGCCAGGUUAUCCCGCCCGACACUAGCAACGAAUGCAUCACACAGAGCUGGUUCCGCUUCCUGCACAUCAUCCAGAACCCCGUCGACCUGUGUCGCCCAAACAUCAUCAGCAACACACAGCGCUUCCUUCAGUAUGCUCUGGCCAGUGAGGCAGUCAUCGAUCCUAGUCAUCACGAGUGUCUGCUAAAGCUUCCUAUCAUCUUCUUCAAGGCAAUGAGAGGCAUCUCUGUCAUGGUCAAUGCUUUCUUAGGUGUUCCUCAGUCUGUGAAGGAGGAGAACCUGAUGGCGGCUGGACUGAUCAUCUCCACGGCACUGUCUGCCAGCCCCUCCACACCCCCAGGGCAGCGCAAGACCAACAAGCCCAACCUACCCAUGUCUGUCCUGACCGGCACCCUCACCAGCAAAGGGUCAAGCAAGGGCUCCCAGAAUGCAAUACCCAAGACGGCCACCCCUCCAGUCAGCAGUAGCAUGGGUAGACUCUCCUUGGGGAGUCGCUUUCCGUUUGCUCCAACACGUCCCUCAUGUAACAGUGUGCUGCACCUGUUUGGAGCUUGGUUAUUUGAUGCUUCACUUGCAGGGGUAAAGCUCCAUGCAGCGCAUGCUACCAAACAUAAAAACCAGCGUCGUACCAGUUCCUUCAUCGAGUCGAAGCACAGUUCUACAUCAGCUGAUCCCUCCGACACAUCGCUGACCAGUGACAACACGUACGAAGCAGGCCGCGCGGAGGCUUGCGGUGCCCUCUGUAGGAUAUUCUGUGCUCACAAAACAAGGGAGGAUAUCCUGCCCGUCUACUAUUCUAGGUUCUAUCUCAUCAUGUACUAUGGCCUGCAGACAGAGGAGGGUUUGAUCAGUGGUCAAGUGUUGUCCAACAUCCUGUUCAACUCCUGCGACCUGCUGCGGGUCGACCUGGCAGGGGUACAGAUCCUGGUGCCGUACAUCCUCAAUGCCCUGGAACUGGUCCUGACAAAGACACAGCCAGACUUCAAACUGUGUGAGCAGAUUCCUUAUGUGGAACUGAGGAAAGCAUGCGUCCAUCUGCUGCUGUCCAUGCUGUGUCUGCCUCUCCACUUCAAGGACCUGGAGAUCAAAGACAUCCUGUCCAGCCCUGAGACGCCCGACCACUGCCUGUCCUUUAUCUCACUCAAGACGCGCAUCUUUGACCUCCUGCAGAAGGCCCUGUUCAACGAGACAGACUCCGGCAACACGCAGAUGCUACUGGGGGGCCUGAUGCUGGUGGUGCAGGACCUGGCUACGUGCGAGGAGGCAGAGCAGCUGACGCUGCAGCCCCAGCAAGACGUCUCCGAUGGAGAUGUACAGGCUGACAUGAGCCAGACCAGCACCAGUACAUCCUCAGGGGAGUCCAGUUACCACGAUGCCUCCUACCACAGACUCCAGUCUCAGCCCAGGGAUCUUGACACAGCAUAUGGACUUUUCGGCCAUGCAACCUCCCUCGUCUGCACUCGACUCAUGGCCUCUUGGAAGUCUGAACUCAACACAGCACUAGCAGCAAUGGAACUCCUUGCAGGGUUGGCCAAGGUCUGCAUCAAGCCGCCCAAUGCUAUGAUGUGCAAGAGAACAGUCAAGUGGAUUUGUGAUUUCAUUGUCUUCCAGUGUAGCAGACCAGCUCCGUCUCAUUCAAGAGAUCUCCAUUCGAUGAUUGUUGCUGCGUUUAAAUGUCUGCAGCUGUGGCUUGUGGAACACAGCAGCCUGCUGUAUGACAAGGAAUGUCUGCACAAUGUCCUGGAGGUUGUGGAAUUGGGAAUAUCAGGCUCCAAGUCACAGAGCAAGUCAGCCGAUUCUCUGUAUCUUAAGGUUAAGGUUGAGAAGGAUACUAAGUCUCUGCCUGCGACCAAGAACAGAGCCAGUGACCCACCCAAAUUCAAGGGAGAUAAGCAGCUGAUGCCAGCAUCAAUGAGGGUCAAGGAUGCGGCUGAGGCUGUUCUAACCUGUAUUAUAGACCAGGUGGGGGCGUUCCCUCCUCCGUGUGGACCUGAGUCCCUCUUCUCACUGCUGGAUGAGAGAUCCCUGCUCAAGUACGCCAAGGGGAGUGCUCUACCAGAACAUGGCUCCCCUUUCAGAUACUUUGCCAUUGACAACUCCAUCAUCAUCGGUCUGCUGGAACAGCCUCUGGGUAAUGUAGAAGAUCCUCUUCCUAUGGUAACAUCUUUAAUCAGAGGACCAUUUGGGCGCCAUGCGUGGACGAUGCAGCUGCGACAUUCGCCCAGGGCACAGAAGAUUUCUUCUCAAGCCCACCUGUCUGAUCCCGGCCGGCCUAUCCCCAACGGCGAUGUCGGCAUCCACCACAACGUUCAGCACCGAUACUUCCCCGAGAGCGUGGAUAGGAUCCCUCUCACACUGGCGGACAAGAGUAUACCCCCCAUGGAAUGUCUGGUAACGGAUAGCAACAAGGAGGAACUAGAUCACUUGAAGACACUCAUAGAACAGCAGAUUGUUUUCGAGGGAGAUGUCAGCAACCAGGCCAAGAUAGCAAGGGAGAAAACUCCAUUCCCAGAUCCACAGACAGAAUGCAAACCCCCAAGGAUCAGCCAUGACUACCAGACAGCACGCCUCUUCCUGUCUCACUAUGGCUUCCUGUCACUGGAGGCACUCAAGGAACCCUCCAACAGCAGUGUACCACCAGCCCUGGUCAAGCUGGACAACUCGUCCGGUGGUCUGUGUGCUGACCUAGAGGCUCUGGACGGUGUGCCCAGCCGAGACAACGACACUGUGCACAUUUUCUAUGCCAAACCUGGACAGAAGACACCACAAGAAAUACUCAGCAAUGUGACCACUCAGUCCCGUGUUCAGCCCCAGUUCCUGGAGUUCCUGCACUCACUGGGAUGGCCGGUGGAUGUGCGGCGACACGCGGGCUGGACCGGACACAUCUCAACCAGCUGGAGGAUCAUGGAGACCGAGGACUUUGAUGAUGAUGACUACCAGACCGGUACAGGCGGCAGUGUGUACGAUGGGAGGCAGCAGGUGCUGUACUGGGCUGAUGUAUCUUCAGAAAUGGCCUUCGUUGUGCCAUCCCCGGAGACGUUCAAGCUGAGGCUACUUAGUGUGGUCAGCGACACAGAUAAAUCUCCAACCAGUGACCGCUUCUCCAUGAAUGAGCCUCACAUCCAGCUGACAAAGCCAAAGUCACUCGGUCUGGAGGCAGAGAAGGGAGGUCGACAGGAUCGCGAGAGUCCGGGGUCGCCACCAGAGGCUGCUGUUGCUAGUGGUAACCAGGCACGGAUACGGAGACUUGGAAGACAGCCUACCUCCAUGUUUGGUCCUGAUACUAAAGUGUUCGCUGUUUGGUUAGAGAACUUUGAAGACCAUGAGAACUUCCCUACAGGGGACCUGUUGAGUGUGGCCAGUACAGGACAGGACCAACAGUGCAGCUCCAGCUCGUCCUCUGUACAGAAGGUCCCAGAGAAGGACAUCUUUGUCCUCUUCAUACACGCACUGCAGAACGGCUUGUUUCGCAUCCACCUCCAGCUGCAGGACAAGGGCCACACCAAGAUGUCGAUGGCCAUCCCGCUGGUGGACGGAAUGUUGGUGAGUCGACGCACACUAGGAACACUGGUCAGACAGACAGCCAUCAACAUUUGCCGCAGGAAGAGACUGGAGAGUGAAUCGUACCAGCCACCCCACGUGAGACGCAAGCUGAAGAUACAGGAGGUGGUGAACAAGUAUCGGAGCAGCUUGACAGAGGCUGAGUUCUACACAACUCUCUUCCAGGAUAUGCCCAAGUGAACACAUCACGUCACGAUCAACCCACCCUAGUGACAGUCUUUGUAUUGAAGUUAUUUCUCCUUAGAAUAAUCUUUCAAUCACAGUUUUCAUAUUUAUUGCAAAGACUAUAUACACCAACAGAAAGUGAAGCCAACAGAUAUUGCUGUUGAGUUGUCGAACUGUUAAGGAGUGACCAAAGCAUAGCAGGAAGGAAGAUCAGUACUGAAGGUCUUGACACUCACCGGCAUCUUGCAUCUUGUAUCUGUGUUUAUGGCUGUAGUGCAGCCAAUGGUGUAGUUCAGUGUCAGAUGUCACACCAAUGAAUGGGUAUGGUCAGCAAAACACUGGAUACAAGCUGGUAAAUCAUCUAGACUUUUCACGGUGUAUGAAUAUUUUUCAUGACAAGUAUCAUAUUUUUGUCAGUCCCAGAUUUGAAAAAGAAUAUGUGAUGACAUGAAUGUCAAGUUUAUUAUACAAUGAAUAUGAUUAAUGUUAUUAAUAAUUACACUAUAUGUUCACAUGCAAUUUCUAAGCAUCCAAUACUCAAUAUCAUCUCCAAAUCUGAAAACACAUAAUGCUUAAUUACCUCCUAGUAUAUUGUGACUGUCUGUCUUGUAUCCCUGGUGCUGUGUAAGAUGCCAGUGUCUGUAUGUAUGCGGCUGAGUACAUGGUACACCCCUUGCUUUACCAUCACAAACUGGCUUCCACAAGCGAUAUCACAUGGGUGAGAUCAAGCAAUAUCUUCUAGGAGUUAUUACUACCAUAAAAUUGCAUCACAAUGCCUUGCAGACCAUUAUGAUGUCAUCGGUUUCCAUGUCACCAUCAGAUGACAUCACUAAUGUCUCUGCCUCUGAAGCUGGUAGCAGUACAUUUUACAAUCAAGACACUUGUUAUUACUGUUUGCAGAUAAGUUGGAAGAAUGGUUUGGGGUGAUGAAUAGAAUCUCAUCUUGUAUCAGUUGAUGUCAAACACUCAUCAUCAUGCAUCAAAGUUUUAUACUUUUAUUGACUCGUGUCGAUGAAUUGAUGUAGAAAGGCACACGAAUGAGAUUCUCUCUAUAUUGUGCCGUGUAAGAUACAGUUAGUAUGGGUAUGCUCAUGCUGUCAAAGUUGGCCCAAAUUUAAUACCAUUCUGUGAACUUCCUUGGAUGUUUUUAAUGGACAUUCAUUAUGACAGAGAAUUUGCCAAACAUCAUAAGCAAGUUGGAUCUCAAGUGACUCAGUCACUUAUCACUAUUGGCAAGAUUAUAAUCAAAUAUCCUAAAAAGCCUGAGUUAGCAAAGACCAAAAUGUCAUUUGAACAUGGCAGCAACUAAUAAAUACAUAGUCUUUGCUACUUAAUUUGCAAUGGGACGUGUGUUUGUCACUAUGCUUGUACCAUUCAAGGGAGAUAACUUUAUUCUCCUCUAUGUUUCUUUGUUUAGAACACUUUAUGGAACGAGGAGAUACAGUUUCUGCUGAUACCCUGCUUCAAGUACAGUUAUCCUUGAUUGCAAAUGCAGUUGUUGGUCUUGACAAUACCUGCCCCCCAUUCUCUGAUAUGGACCAGUAUUUUACCAUACAGUUGAUGUAAACACUGGCACAUCUAUACAGUGUAUCUAUGUUCAUACUUAAUGGACCAGUAUUUACCAUACAGAAGUUGUAUAUACUGGCACAUUAUAACAGUGUAUCUAUGUUCAUACUUAAUGGACCAGUAUUUACCAUACAGAUGUUGUAUAUACUGGCACAUUAUAACAGUGUAUCUAUGUUCAUACUUAAUGGACCAGUAUUUACCAUACAGAUGUUGUAUAUACUGGCACAUUAUAACAGUGUAUCUAUGUUCAUACUUAAUGUCUUUGUUAUGCAAUAGGGCACGUGCUUUAUGGGAGAUGUGCAGUAUAUGGUUAAUAUUGUUGAUCUAAUUUGUUUUGUUUUUAUGUUUGCAAAUGAAACCUUACCAGUCUGACAGGUAUGUGGCCAGGAGGCUGAAGGGUAUAGUUCAGGUGUUCAUUUGAUACUGAACAGUGGACGGUAGGUCCUUGUCCUAGUGGCUGAAUGGUGUGGGGUCUCUACUGUGGGGGCAUACAUGCAAGGAUGUCUGGUCUCUACAGAACAGUGGAUGGCAGCUCCUUGUCCUAGUGGCUGAAUGGUGUGGGGUCUCUACUGUGGGGGCAUACAUACAAGGAUGUCUGGUCUCUACUGAACAGUGGAUGGCAGCUCCUUGUCCUAGUGGCUGAAUGGUGUGGGGUCUCUACUGUGGGGGCGUACAUGCAAGGAUGUCUGGUCUCUACUGAACAGUGGAUGGCAGCUCCUUGACCUAGUGGCUGAAUGGUGUGGGGUCUCUACUGUGGGGGCGUACAUGCAAGGAUGUCUGGUCUCUACAGAACAGUGGAUGGCAGCUCCUUGACCUAGUGGCUGAAUGGUGUGGGGUCUCUACUGUGGGGGCGUACAUGCAAGGAUGUCUGGUCUCUACUGAACAGUGGAUGGCAGCUCCUUGACCUAGUGGCUGAAUGGUGUGGGGAGCUGAUGGUCUGUCAGGGUUGGGCCACACAUCACUAGGAACUGAUGUCACUGUUACAUUGAUGACUGUCUUCAGUGUACAAAUAUCUUGAAGCUGCUCUUUUUCCCAGAUGUGCUACAUAUAUAUGUAGGGUGAGAUGGAAAGGGGAAUGGUGACCAUUAGCUUCUCCUCAGGGAGAUGAGAAUACAACAUGAUGCACCUGAACCAUUGACUAGGAUAAUACUGUCCUCUGUUGUAUAGAGUCUGUUGCUAUAAAAGUAACACCUGAUCUUAAAGGGCAGUGGUAUAACGUUAUACCAAGGAAUUCUGUCCGUCCUUCCGAGGAAUUUUUUUGCGUGUGACCUAUUACUUGAAAACUACUGCAUAGAUUCUUCUCAAACUUGGUGAACACUUUUAUACUAAUAGGAGAGGUGCAGUGCAAAGUUUGAUUUUGAUAAAUGGAUUUUCUGAGAAAAUAUUGCUUUUUUCAUGUUUUGAAAUUAGAAAUAUGUUGGAGUCAAAGAUGGGGGUAUUAGUGAGACCUGCUCAUUUUUUGCCUUUAUAUUUUUAUGUUGUUUUGGUUAUUAUUACAGUCAAACCUUGCCAUGUUGAAAUUCGCGGGUAUCUGUGGAAAAGUUCAAGUUAUCUGGAGUUCGAGGCAACCAACAAGGUGAAUUUUCAAAAACCAAACAUCAUGUUAUAAGAGAUUAUUACACGUAAUCUUGUCAUUUUUGGUUUAUGCUACAUCUCAACAUCAUUAACCACAUUGGUACAAAUAAUAAAAUACUUGUAUUACUGGUAUGCUAAUUGUUUUAAAUAGUUUAUUCAUCCAUUCAAUACUGAUUUUCUUUGACUUCUGACAAUCUAUAGCUCCAAUAAUAGAUCACAAACAUGAUCUUAUCUGUUUUACAUUUACAAACACUUCAGUAACUUCAGUAUUGGUAUGUUGUUAGAAUGCAUCCUGUUUGACGCAAUUGCAGUGAGGUCAUUGAGUUAUAUGUGGACGUUAUUUAUUUUAUUAAACUGUUGGAGUCGUCAGGGAAACUUAUGCUUAAUUUGGAUACUUGGGAUUCCGGGGCCCCUAUGAAAUUGAGAAAGCUGUCGUUAUGACUCAUCCAGUUCCAUAGAGCCGAGCAUUAAUAAUGAUAAAUAUAGAAGUAUAGAAGAUAGAAUGGCAUGGCAGGGACCGGAAGGUGAGUUUCAGACAACCAGGAAUUCGACACAUCCAAGUUCAACACAACAAGGUUUGUUUUUUAUUUAUUUAUUUAUUUAUUUAUAUAUUUAUAUAUUUAUUUAUUUAUUUAUUUAUUUAUUUAUUUAUUUAUUUAUUUAUUAUCAGGUAGAUUUAUGAAUUAAGUGUGGUUAGUUUCAAGGGAGUAUUGGUGUUAUAAAAAAAAUACACAUCCCAGAUAAAACAUGAAAAUAAAAAAUUAACUAUGUCACCAAAACAUUUUAAUAUUUUUUUUCAACAUUUUGCAACAAAUCACAACUGAUAUAUUAUUCAUGGCUCUGUAGCAAGCAUACUUAUCCUGGUGUUCUGCACUACAUCUACAUGAUGGAUGGAAGACAUCACGAUGGAAGCAUGCACAUAACAUGUAGGCUAGUCAUGCUGGGAUUACAUUGUCGGUCCAUCCCAGGAGUAAGAUGAAUUUACAUAAGCUAGAUUCCACACAGACUUUAGGGACUACUGCGCAAUAUGUGUACUUCCCAAAA
Molecule: messenger RNA, 8885 nt
Organism: Haliotis rufescens (red abalone)
Lineage: Eukaryota; Metazoa; Mollusca; Gastropoda; Lepetellida; Haliotidae
Product: ral GTPase-activating protein subunit beta-like
Exons: 30
Coding region: 141-4715 (1524 amino acids)
Biological process (GO): activation of GTPase activity; regulation of small GTPase mediated signal transduction
Molecular function (GO): GTPase activator activity
Source: RefSeq, a predicted model, not a curated record